Synchiropus splendidus (mandarinfish) is the source of this 8409-nucleotide messenger RNA. It is a transcript of the gene sesn4, whose product is annotated as sestrin 4. Gene Ontology annotation, molecular function: oxidoreductase activity, acting on peroxide as acceptor; L-leucine binding. Gene Ontology annotation, biological process: cellular response to L-leucine; positive regulation of macroautophagy; regulation of response to reactive oxygen species. NCBI's taxonomy places the organism in Eukaryota, Metazoa, Chordata, Actinopteri, Syngnathiformes, Callionymidae. The coding region runs from base 5640 to 7010 and encodes 456 amino acids. The record is from RefSeq and is a predicted model, not a curated record. The transcript has 9 exons. Gene Ontology annotation, cellular component: nucleus.
CUUAACGGUAGCAGCUAACAAUGUAGCCACAGUUCAUUCAUUUACCGACGCCAAAAGUUUUCUUUUUUCGAGACUAUAACGCGCAUGUCUUCCAAUAGACAUUUAAACAAGGGAACUGCCAUUUGGCUCGACAUGUUUGACCGAGUCUUGGGAUUCAGAAAGCGCUAUAUUAAGUGAAAGUAUAGAACAAUCUAGUCGGCAUUGCGUGUAACUAAGUGAACUUACAGCAUGACGUCAUAAGUCAUCUGUCAACUUGGGUCAACACGCUGUGAAUAAUCGGUGAAUAUGACGAGUUCGCACUCACAAUGAGUUUGCAAACAAGGAGUCCGGAUGUCAUGAAAUGAUUAAUGCUCGUGAAAACGUUGUAAUUCAACGAAGUGACGAGGUUUACGGUGUUCAGUAUUUUCAUUCAUGUUCAGUAUUUAGUUCGUAGCUAGUGCUGCAGGUGAGGGUGACGUCACCUGAGGAUUCAGGGUAAAAGUGUCGGCCGCGUGCAGUAUUUCACCAAAAAGAAGACACGUCUAUCUGGAGUGCAAUUGAAGGCGUCAUCUGGCUUGUGAGUCUGGGAUGUGACUACAUUACUGGCGAGAGUCGUCUACUUUUAUUGUGCUGUUGUUGUUGCCGUCUUCAGUGGAACUGCCAAUCAAAGUUGUUUUUCUCUUCCGUCGCUGCGCUACGUUUUGCAACAGAAGGGGGGCGCUGUCUGAAGCACCUCCAUUUCAAAAUGCGUGCAUGCAUCGGAUCUGAAGAGAAUUGAAGCAUAACAAGGAGCGAGGACGGCUUUAUGUUUAUUUGAAUUCAUGGUUCAAACCGACGCCUGCAUUGCCCGUGCUCUCAUUAAUGUUGUGCAGUUGUGAAAAUGCUGAGAUGAUGGAAACAUGUUUUGAUCUCAGGCAGAGACAAAGGAAAAUAUGUUCGCAUAGUUUCUGCAAACUAUGAACAAAUAAUGGGACAUGCUGCCUCAUCCGAUACCCAAUUUCCAGACCUAAAUCCCUCCAGUGCUGUAGGUGGGUGUGCGCUUGUGUUCUCUAUCCUGCAGCACACUGUUGUGUUUGUCUGGGCUCAUGUGCUGUCCCACUCUGCUCUCCUCCUCCUCCUCCUCCUGCCUCCUUCUCUCAAACCUCUUUUUGGGCUGCAGCUGGUUUGUUUUGUGCUACUCCCAGAGUUCAGGUUGCAGCAGCCAAAAUCGUCCCUGGCUUGCUGCGUGUCUAGUGAUAGGACUGGGGUGCAUGAUAAGGACGGCUCCCCUCCAGGCUCAAUAGGAAUGCAGAUUGAAUGACCUACUGUAUUUGCAGCCCCCUUCACGGACACAAACACAAGACUGCUCACACUGGCAUAUUUACACUUGGACGACAUGGCAUAAUUUUUUUCACUUUGUUUGCUCUCGCAGUUUUCACUGAGUCCUUCGUCUUUUUUUGUUCGCUGACAAAGCGGCUCUUUGUCUUCACUUACCUUCCCUCUCUACUGUGGCGCCACUCGUGUUUUUCAUGUCACUCCUGCCUCACGGUUCUAAUCAAUAAACAAAUAACCUCCCUGGUCCUUUGCAUUUUUUUGUUUGUUUUGGAUAUACGAUCAUCCUCUGCCUACGUUUUUCCUGCUGCACUGUAUACUAUAACUCGAGGUAUAAUCUUUCCACCUGGUACUAAAUCUCCUCUGCAGUCUCCACCCAAGUGGAUAUGCCAGUCUUUUAAAUCUUCAGCUGAAGAUUCAUCCUAUAAUAACGGGACUCAAUCGUGAACGACUCAGAGGACUAAGUGAUCUUAGGUUAGUCACCUGUAAACACAAUUUUUAUCUCUGGUCUGGACGCUAUUGACGAAUGAAAGGAAGCGCAACUGCAGCAAAGCAAGGUCAAAGUGUGGCUCUUCUUGCCUCCGUUUUAAGAAACAGCCUGUGUAUCAACCCCCCGAAAUAUUGUAUCAGCUCAUAUUUGGAUUUUAUUUGGUUACUUUAUGCAUAUCAAUGAAAAAUAAUGCCCCUUUGAUGCAACAACAAAUUACCAUCAUAAACAACUUAACUGUAAAACAGGAAACCGUCACAUCAUUUCCUAUAUUUAACCCACAUCUGAGCACUCUCCUUGUGUUGCACAUUCUUCUUUCGAAAGCAUGUCUUAAAUUUAUAAUAAUGCAGGUAGAUUUUGCUGUGCAUGGGUGUACUGUAUAUUGUCCUGUCGAACAGGCCCAACUCUUUUCUGAUAAUGCAUUUUUGUGCUAAUUUCGUGGUCCAGAUGGACAAUAUAUCUGUGCCUCCACUAUGACCUUGUUUUCCAGUCAAAAUUUUCAGCGCUAUUUCUUCAUCACUUCAUCAUUUUCACGUCACAAGUUAAAGUAAGCAGUGGUCUUCACCCACAGUUUAGUUUUGCAGGUUUGAGGGCAUCCAUGUGUGCAAAGCAUCUUUUUGCUUACAUCACCUAAUAUGGAUUUUUCUUUUCUUUGAAAUAACAUCCACAUUUGCUGAACUGUUUGCUGUAUAUAUCCACCCACUCACACAGGCUUUUUUUCCCUCCUUAGCUGUGGUGUUUUUUUCCCCUUGUUGUGGGUGGAUAAUAAAUUGUUUGCUUAACUGCAGAUGCUGCUUUGUUGUGCGCCCCAGUCUGAGUUAACACAUUUCUCUGUAAUGCUAAAUUACUAAUCUGUGGUUCACAACGCUUAAGAAAUAUUGCGCCGUUCCAAGGUCGUAUAAUGAUCAGUUUUGAUUUCUGAAUCAGCAGACAUUAGAUGUGUCAUUUCCUGCUCAGGAAGUGUAGUUCCGCUUUCACCUGUUCUUGUCCAGACUUGUUUAUAAAGAAAAAGUCAGUUCUGCUUUUUUUCCUCAGUCUCAGUCAGAAAUGUGUUGCUGCUCUCAAGCCUCCACUGUCUCAUUAAUCAGCGUGGAGUUGAUUUUCCUGUUGUGAUGGUUUGCCUGUAGUUCAGAUGUGGGCAUAGUGCGGCUCGGGGGCCACAUACAGCUCUUUGACUGUACUUUUGUGGUCCUCAUGAGGUCAUAGCAAAACUUCAAAAGUUUUCUUUUUUUUUUUUUUUUUUUUUUUUAAAUCUAAUUUGACACCCUUGAUGUAGUUGGUUUGUUGUAGCUACAAGGUAGCAAUGUCAUUUCAGUCUAGUUGGUCACGUGCCCUUCUUCAUUUAUUUAUUUAUGUGUGCUUAAAAAAUUCUUUCUCCUCCACUCGAAUCUUGUCUAAACUAUCAUAGUUGUAGUGUCAUCUGAGAGAGUUUUUACACUACAGUCUGUGUCUCGAGACACGGUCCUUUCAGCUCAAAAGUCCGAGAUAUGAGCACAAGCAACCCAGGUUUUGGACUUGAUCCCGCCUGAGAGCAGUACCUCGUCCUGGGACGUGCUCCAUGAAGGGAUGAGAUUUUUGCUUCAGGUGACUCGGUGCUUGAUGCUGGGAGCUAAGUAAGCAGCGUGCCUCCAGACCAAUUAUGAAAUCUGUGGUGCUGCUAAGCUUUCUGAGCGCUGUCUGGGUGGGCAGCAUUGUUCCAAAACAGUGGUGAUUUUAUUAUUAGCCAUUUUUACUUUUAUUGAUAAUCUUGGAUUCUAACCGAUUUCAUUGACAGUAGUCUUCAUGAGAACUCUGAGGAGGAAAGACAAUUGUUUUUCUUAAGUUAAUGAAGAUUACCAGACUAAUAAAUGAUCAUUCAGACCUCUGGAGCUGAUAAAAAUCGCUUGAAUGUCAGCAACGUCUGCCACUUCCUUGAACUUGUGGUGAGACUUGCAGGGUGGAUGAAGAUUGUCCGUAGUUUGCUCUGUGUUUCCGCUAUUUUUAUUGUAAAAUGAACCUGAAAACACUUGUCUACUUUUGCCUGUGAAACAUUUGCCGUACCACGUCUUGCUAAAGCUGCGGCUGACAUCUGUCAUGACUUCAUAAGUCAUGACCAUGAAUAUGGAGUUAACAUCUGUUUGUGUAAUUUUUUUUUUUAUAAAAUCAGUCAAAUGAGUCAAAUAGUUUUGUAAACGAUCGUUGAAAGUUUGGAACUCAUUGGUGGUUUCCUCCUGUGAUCUGCGUCAGCCAUCAGUAACGUCUUCCAUACCGCGAGUGUUGCAACUCACGAGAUGUGGAUAGCCACUAGGUUACCCCGGUAAACAAACUUGGUGACUGCGAUGGCCAAGCUACAGCUGCAAAGGGGCUGAGAAUAUACAAAUUUUGAUUAUAUUCUGCAAAAUGACUUUUCAUGAAAACCAUUAUGAUGCCACUACCAGUUAGGAAUCCUGCAAGCACAGUUUUGCAGUUUAGCUUGUCCCCAGGACACCCCUAGCUAAAAGCCAGAACCGGACUCUACUCUCUACUCCAGACCCGCUCGAGACGAAGUCUGCAGUGUGAAAGCCCCUGAAUUACACCAAGUCAACGUUCGGCCACUUCUCCAAACUAUACAUUGUGCCAUAAUGCCUCAUCUCUUCUGUCAUGAAUACUGCCUCUUAAAGCCAAAUUUCAGCUUUAUGGUCUCAAUAAAGGAUUAGCUUAUCUUGGUUACGACCAGUGUAAAGGCCUGCUUCUUGUCGCUUGAACAAGAUAAGAGAUAAGAUAAACCCUCAUUUUGUGGCCCAAGAAGGACUUUUUCCUUGUUCAAUGAAUUUGCAUAAUGAGUUCAAAUGGUCUAUCGUGUUUCAAUAGCUCUAGUGAGUGUUGUUUCCCCAAAAAGUUACUGUUGUAAAACAUGUAAUUGGUAAUAAUUAAUGUUUUCUUGAAGAAGCGGGUGUAAUAUAAUUGAAGAAAAAAAGUCUGUCAUGAUUCCCUGGCAAUUAAAUGUAAAAUGUCAGAUCAUGAGUUCUACUUUUCUUUUAAUGUUGAUGCCAUUUUUCUCCUGCUGUACCGCUGUGUUUAUCUCACGUAUACAUUGACUACCUGAUACACAGGCCCUGCACUGACGUCAGUAUGUUUUUGGAUUGGCAGCCACCUGUGUAUUCAAGGUCCCAGCUCACCAUCUUGUUGACCGAGUUCCUCACUAACUCACUCACCGAUUUAUUCGUCAGAUAGCUCUCCCCAAGUCAAAUAUUGGAUAUCAUAACUGUAAGUCAACACCAGACAGCGCUGGAUGUGUGUAAUAUGUUAUUCAUUCCUUCACAAUCUUAGCUCUGACUCGAUAUAGGUCAAGGGGUGGGACCUCAGGCCGGAUCAGGAGCAAACCUUCUUGUACAGUGGGCAGAAGUGGAAUACCUCAUGGAGCAUCCAGGCUAGUAACAAUAUGCGGUGACCCACAACGUUAUGCUGCUAUUGAAGGAGAUUUGAUAGCUGAUAUCUAUAUAUACACACAAUACGAAAUGGCAAGUGAAGUUGGUUGUUCUUAAAGGGUCUUAAAGCUGUAAGCUUGCUUCCAUGUGUUUCUUAUAUUCAUAUUCUUCUGCCUUUAUGUGUUAUGAAAAGAACUCUGUUGGGUUGAUUGAUUGAUUUUUAUGUAGUACUAAAGUUAUUGAAAAGCCUGCACGCCACUGCGGCCCUUUUGAGGACCGGUCUGACACCUGUGUUCUAGAGGUUGGCUGGAAGGAUGUUCAUCUGAGGUCGAGACCUCCUUUGUCCUCGCCGAAUUGUCAAAUGAAAAAUGGAACUGGAGAAGAAGGGAAAUUCAAAGAGAUUCAAAAGAGGCCGGGCAAACGAAAGAAGCAGAGUCUGAUGAAAGAAUUACUGAGAAGAAGAAACAAAGUUAUGCAUGAGAGGAUGGUUAAAAGGAAACAGGAACAGAAGGACAAAAGUGCAAGUUGUGGGGCUCGAAUCAAAGAAGGUUUUGAGAGCAAAGUCAACUAGAAUGGCUAAUAUAGAGGUGAUGGUGUCCAGUGAGGAGGAGCGGGUGUCGCUGCUGUUAAUGAAGGCUCUGGUCAGCAGGGGAAGUGUGGAUGCCGUCUGCCAGCAGAUGGCCUCGCACCCUCAGUACCUGGAGAGCUUCCUGCGCACACAGCACUACAUCCUGCACAUGGACGGCCCCCUGCCACUGCCAUACCGCCAUUACAUCGGCAUCAUGGCCGCCGCAAGACAUCACUGCAACUACCUGGUGUGCCUGCACACGGCCCAGUUCCUCAGGGUGGGCGGGGACCCCCUGUGGCUGCAGAGCUUGGAGGCCGCGCCCCCUCGCCUGCGCCUCCUUGACCAGAUCAACAAAGUGCUCGCCCACCAACCCUGGCUGACCUCCAGCUCACACAUCCAGUCGCUGCUGAAGUCCGGUGAGCAGUGCUGGUCCCUGGCUGAGCUGGUUCAAGCGGUGGUGAUCCUGGCCCACUGCCACUCCCUGUGCAGCUUUGUGUUUGGCUCCGACACAAACUCAGACUUUGCCCCUGUUGUUGUCAAAUCUCCCAAUGGUACGCCGCCGACCUUCUGCCCUUUCGAUGCUGCUAACGGCAACACCAACGUGCCUCAGACGCUCGCCGCUCCCCCCGAGCACAGAACCCGGCGGCGGUCUCUGGACUCCAGCUGUGACGUGGGCUGCCUGAAGGAGAGAAUCCAAAAGUCACAAGAGGAGCGGGAGAAGAGGGAAGAAAGGCUGCUGCAGACUCACGCAGACAUGGACGAGGAGGAGGACCUGAUUUUCCUCGCCGACGCUUCACGUUUCAUUACGGACCCUGACUUCUGCUAUGAGGAGUUCGCUCGCAGAGAAGACGACCAUUUCCAAGUAUUCAGAGUUCAGGACUACUCCUGGGAGGACCACGGCUUCUCUCUGAUCAACCGCUUAUAUUCCGACAUCGGCCAUUUGCUCGACGACAGAUUCCGCCGCGUGACAUCGCUCCCCUCUUUGCACAGCCCUGACCUGAAGAGGGCCAUCUGGAACUAUAUCCAAUGUGUUUUAGGAAUACGGUACGACGACUACGACUACGGCGAAGUGAACCGGCUGCUGGAGCGGGAUCUGAAGCUCUACAUUAAAGCGGUGGCCUGUUUUCCAGAUGCCACCAAAGCUCCAGCGUGUCCACUCAGCUGGACUCCACUCAAACCUUCAGAGCAGAUCCACGUGAAUCUUCUCAUCAUGGAGGCGCGGCUGCAGGCAGAGCUGCUGUACGCUCUCAGAGCGAUAACAAAAUACAUGAUCGCGUAGCUGCUCCGGAUGAGCAGCGCUUUGAAGGACUCAGAGUAGCGCCAUCUGUUGGUAGCCUCUUCUCAUGAAUGUGUUUCCUAUCUUAAUGUAUUUAUACCAUAAUGUGCCAUCAGCCCGCUCCCCUUCUCCCCCGCGCAACGUUGCCGCUCUCCAAGACAAUGUGCAAUUCAGAACCCUUGACAUUUGACCAGUUUUUUGGUUGUAGCAAUGGCCAACACUCUGUUUUGGAUUUGACCGGUCCAUGUAUAUGUACUAUGCUUUUUGUUCCGCCACAACUGCUUUUGUGCAGUGUUUGGUGCCGCCAGUCAGUGUUGAGCCACCCUGAAGUUUAAAUGCCCCUAACCAGAACAAACAUGUGACUCUACUGAAGGCACCGCUAGUUUCUUUUAUUUAGCACUUUUAAACUUUAUAUAUUUAUGAUGCUCCAGCAGGAGCUCUUCCUGACUCCCACGUGUUCUCGCGUUUGUCCCAAAACGGUUUCAUGGCUGUAGAGGCCGCCACACAGCCCCAGACACCAGCGCAUCAAACAAACUCAACAGUAUUGGUUCUCAAAGCUCAAGGCUCCUGCAUUCUGUUGUAGUACUCUAGAGGGCGGCAUUGCAUCGCUUUCACUUGCCAGCCUUUAUAAACUGAUAAGCUAGACAACCUUAAGGUCAACACCCUCCUGACAUUAAGCAAUAACUGGAUUAUGGUCAACAAAUCUCUCUUUAGAGAGAGGUUGAUGUGGAGGUGUUUUUCUGUGAGCGCAGCACUUGGGCUGUGAUCAGAGCUGUACAUAAUUUAGGUCAAUCAUCCGAUUAUUUCUGUCCCUAUCUUUAAAGACGGUAAUAAAUCCGCAGUGGAGUGUGUGAACUCAACCGGCUCAGAUUUCCCCAUGAAGCCAUUUAUCACCGAGCGUCCCGAACCAGAAGUCUUGCCCUGGUCAUGAGUUCCUCUGUUUUCCUCUGAGCUGUAUGCGACGCAGGACAAUGUGCAAACUGACUACACCUUUACUUUGUCUUUUAUUUGGCAAACUAGUUGGUUUGUGGGUGUGACAGUAGUGUAGAGGUGUGACCGCCUGUUUAGCCUUUAGGAUGGAUGGACGAAACAAGAAGAGCAUAUCUUCUCACGGUGCCUUCAGGCGGAACCGCGGGGCUGAGAUUUUUGAUGUGCUGGCUCCACCAUGACUGAGAUUUCACUGGAGGUGGACCGUGGUUAUCGGCGGCUCCUUCCACUAAGCCCAGCGACUCUACGACGACGAGCCUUCGACACAGAUGGAUGUGAAAACCUUUGAAACAAAUGGACGUUUAAAUAAAGAUGAAAAUACUUGGACAAAAAAAAGAGGAAAAGUUAAAGACCAAAAAAACUUUUUUGGAUAAUGUGAAGAAUGUUUUCUAUAAAGAUGUUCUAUGAAAAUAUU